ACUAACCGUCAGUGCUGGCUUGUUUUCUCGUCUAAAACUGCAGAUAAUAAACUCGGGCAACGGCAACUACAGGACACAUUUGAGCAUUUACAAAGAAUAGUAGUGGACCAAAAGGAAAAAAAGGGUAAUUUAUAACGAGGAAAAGGACAACAUAAAGUAUUUGGAGCCGUUUUAAACGUCAGACGUGGAGCCGCCGCCGAUGCCCGGAGACGACGUGGACGGAACUCCAGGAUGGAGGAGGACGGACCGGAGCUCAUCUGCAUAAAGGAGGAGCCGGAGGACGUCUGUGCCGGGUCUCCCUCCGCCGGCGACGGUCUGAAGAGCGAAGACGGGGAGGAGAAGCCUGACUCCGCCCACGCCGACGAGGGGGCGGAGCCUCAUUCCUCCCACGCCAGCGAGGGGGCGGAGCCUGACUCCGCCCACACCAGCGAGGGGGCGGAGCCUCACUCCUCCCACGCCGGCGAGGGGGCGGAGCCUCAAGAUGGCGGCCGCUCGCCUGAUCAGAUCAAGAAGGAGUCUGACGGAGACGUUUCCGGCUCCUCCGGGACCGAAGUCAAAACUAACCCGAGAUCUAAAAAACCCUCCCGGCUCUCCGAUGGUGGGAAACGGUUACGCGACAAACGGCGACUUCAGACGAGCGAAACUAAAUCUUCAACCCGUUUGGCUCAGAAGAGACAGGUCAGGGGCUGCGUUCGGAGGAGCGAGCAAACGGUGGAUCUCGAGGCGCAGGAAAGUGAUAAAAGCUUCGAUUGUGACUUCUGCGGAAAACUUUUCAAGCAACGGGUUCACUUGACGACGCACCUGCGGGUGCACACGGGGGAGAAACCCUUCAGCUGCGACGAGUGCGGGAAGACCUUCAAGCAGAAGGCUCACCUCACGACGCACCUCAGGGUGCACAAGGGGGAGAAGCUGUUCACCUGCGACGACUGCGGGCAGAGAUUCAAACACGAGGAGAACUAUAAGAUGCACAUGAGAGUCAACGCCGGGGAGAAACCGUUCACCUGCGACUACUGCGGACAGACGUUCAACCGCAAGGCCAACCUGAAGGCGCACCUUAGGGUGCACACGGGGGAGAAACCCUUCAGCUGCGACGACUGUGGCCUGAGGUUCACCUACAAGACCAACCUGAAGGCGCACAUGAACGUGCACACGGGGGAGAAGCCGUUCAGCUGCGACUACUGCUCCAAGGGGUUCAAGCAGAAGGCCCACCUCACUACGCACCUACGGGUGCACACGGGCGAGAAGCCCUUCAGCUGCGACGACUGCGGCCAGAGGUUCACCCAGAAGGCCACCCUGAAGGCGCACAUGCGGGUGCACACGGGCGAGAAGCCGUUCAGCUGCGACAUCUGCGGGAAGACGUUCAAGAAGAAGACGAACCUGAAGGCGCACAUGAGCGUCCACACAGAGGAGAAGCCGUUCGGCUGCGACGUCUGCGGCCUCAGGUUCAAGCAGGAGGCCAGUUUCAAGACGCACAUGAGGAUCCACACGGGCAAGAAGCCGUUCAGCUGCGACGACUGCGGGCAGACGUUCAACCAGAAGGCCACGCUGAAGACCCACAUGAGGGUCCACACGGGGGAGAAGCCGUUCAUCUGCGACGACUGCGGCCAGCGGUUCAACCGGAAGACGACGCUGGUGACGCACAUGCGGGUCCACACGGGCGAGAAGCCCUUCAGCUGCGACAGCUGCGGCCUGCGCUUCAACCAGAAGGCCACGCUCAUCGCCCACACCAGGAUCCACACGGGGGAGAAACCCUUCGGCUGCGAGUACUGCGGGUUGAGGUUCACCCACAAGACCAACCUCAAGACGCACGAGAGACUCCACACGGGGGAGAAGCCCUUCGUCUGUGACUGCUGCGGACUCAAGUUCAUCCAGAAGAUUAACCUCAAGGCGCACAUGAGGGUCCACACGGGGGAGAUACCGUACAGCUGCUACGACUGCGGUCAGAAGUUCAAUCUGAAGAUGAAUCUCAUGAAACAUUUGGCGGUUCACGCCAGGGAGGCCAUCUCCUUGGGGUGUGAGGAUGUAAACUAGCCAUCAGCGUAGCUAAAACACAGAAUAGACUGAUGUGAAACACUAACUCCUUUUCCACCAAACCGGUUCCAGACUGGUUCUGGGCCAGUGCCGAGUUUGGAACCGGGCUUUUCUGUUUCCACCGACUCCACUUUCUGUUUCUCAGCUGGUUCUCAAGUUGAACGAGUUGUGAACCAGCUCUCGAACCAGUUUCGUGGAAAAGGGGGUAUAAUUGUGAUAUCUGUAACCAUCACCGUUUUGUCGUGCUUCACUUUAUACGUAAGGUGUUUAGAGUUUAUGUUCCUUUGUUACUCAACUUUCAUAUUUUUUGGUUAAAAAUGCUCUCAACUUGCACCACAAGCCUCUGUUUCCUUGAAUGUUUGUAUCUAUGAACGUUUUUACUCUGUGGACAUUGAUCAUCGCCCCAAACGACACUCUCUCGAUUGAUGCCACGUGUACCUUAGCCAGGGGUGUCAAAUGUGCGGCCCGAGAGAGAUUUUCAUGCGGCCCGCGAGAAGUUUCCAACGCAAAAAAACGGAAUGUUAAUUCACUAAAAAGGAAGAAGGCAUAAAUAAUUUCCAUGAAUCGCAGCAUAUCCGAUAAUAUAUUUCUUCUACAAAUCCAUCGUUAUUCCACAAAUAGAGCAGUUUUCAACAUUUUUUUAGUUUUCUAGAAUGGAUUUACUGAUUUUAUUUCUUUGUAGACGGUCGUUUAUUUUUAUUAACUGACUACUAUUAUAUAUUUUCGCAGGAAAUAUAUCACUGCUAAAAAGAUGAUAGAAGAUAUUUAUUCUGAGAAUUUCAGUUUUGAAUACGAGGAUAGUGACAAAGUAAAACAGUUAAAAGAGAAGUGCUGACUUUUUCGGCACACUGGCAUAAAUAUCCGCGCCAAUUUUUAAAAAUAAUACACUUAAUUGUACUGGAAAAAUCUCUAAAUCACAAACAAACACUCUCGGAUGUAAUAAGACGAAUUUUGCUUUUAAUUAAAUUUCCUAUAAAAAAGCGAAAUAUAAAAAAACAUACUUGUUUCUGUUUAUCUUUGUAAAAUGAUUUAAAAUGAAAAUGAAGUAUCUUACAUAAUUUGAAAAAAAAUGAGAAAUAUGUUUUACAUAAUUAGAGUGUAAACAAAGUGCAUAUUUCCUUUAAAAUAAACUAAACUGAUAUUGGAUUAGAUAACAAUAGUAAAAAAAAAGAAUUAGAAAAACAAAUGUUUUGCACUGUUUUUGUUAUUUUGAGCGUGAGGCCCGCGAGAAAAAAAUUGGUCAAAUCCGGCCCGCCAAGAAAAAGGAGUUUGACACCCCUGACCUAAGCGGUAGCGUGGAGAGGGUCCCUGCAGACAAACCGUCAACUUUGUACGUGCACAAAACCCUUUAAUAAGGACUGUUUCUGUCCUGUCGUUGCCGUCUUAUCCUGAGUUGAACGCCGAUGUCUCCAAACUCAUCUCGGUGCCCCUGGUACCACAACCUGGCGGUGAACGCUCCUCCCUUCACAUCUGCUGACUAUAGUUGGAGCGGCAGCAGUAGUUGAUCAAUGUGGAGGAGAUCCCUGUUCAAACAGUCCUUUUUACAGGCUCUUUGUACACGUUCAGGGUUGAAAUGAUCCUGGUUUGUUUCUAGGCGGCCUGUCGACACAAACUUAGACUUAAAAUAGCAGUUUAUUUCAACGUGGCUCCGUUUCCAUUCGGUCAUUCUGCUAAAAAACGUACGUUCAAAAAUGUUCAGAUUUACGUAGUUUAGGUUUCUUACAAAAGUUUGUUCUCCUGUCUGUUUAUAUAAUGGGUGAAAUUUGUUUUAAAUGUUCCCUAAAGGUCUUGAUCAAACUAGUGCAGUUGUGCCCAAAUAACACUUCAGUUGUGUUGGAAGAGUUCUCUGUCCACACUACCUCGCCAUAAUCGCAUAAUCGUUCACAUGACAGAAGGAUACGCCAUAGUUUUUAAAUUUUUUCAAGUUCAUUUAUCUCCGUUAGACGAUAUCGGGCUACAAACAGAAUUAUUCUUUUUACGUUGGCCAAACUCACCAAAGCAGUAUGGAGGAGGCGUAACUACCAAAGUUUCAAGUUUUAAAAAGUAACCCGACUCGUAUGGACAGUAAUUUCGAUCUUUCUUGUGGUUUUUUCACCUUCAGGCUGGAUCCAGAUGUUAGUCGAGGUAUUAAACUUUUGAAUUUAAAGCAGCACUAUGUAACUUUUCCACCUUAAUCUAAUAUUUCCAGAGUCAUUGUGAUGGAACAUCAACUUCCAACAGGUUUAAUGAACCUCUGUCAUGGUCUGGGGGGGUCUGUAUCGCCUUCACUGGCACUAUGUAACUUUGAGGAGCAUGGUAGGAACCCUGCCACACUAAAAUACUACACAUUUUUACGGCUUUGACUGCUUUACGGCAUACGUCACUUCCCCCUCCUUCCUGAUUCGUAGUCGAGACGAAAAUGGGCGGGGCGUGGAGCGCAGAGCUCAGCAGAAGCUGGUAACCCGUUGCUGCGUUAUGGCUGCAGCAGCUCCACACAACAGAUGUGGGGAAAAGAUCACUAAUGGUUUAACUUUCCUGCUCGGAGGCAGAACCACGCAGGCCAAGUAUCUGAUAUAACAAAGUAAAAGAGUGAAAGAGUCGUCGGCUCGCUUUGGAUCGCGGCUGUAACGACCAAACACCUUCCACACAGUAAACCACAAACACUCGCACAGACCGGGGUCGGAUCGUUCAUACGGGUUUUAUUCCCCACUUCGCCAGCUAAACGCAGUUGCUGGCCAGCUCUCUGCGGUGCGAUUAACCCCAAUCUUCAGAUAAAACUAGUUUGUUGAGGAAAAAAUAUUAACUCUUAUUUGUAGCUGCAGAGGAAAAAAAUAAUCCCACGAGGAAAACAAAAAUAUUGCUCAUGCCUCGGAGUCUCUUCAGCAUAAUAUAGCAGUCAAAAAAAAAGAAAAGAGAAGUAAGAGUAAUACAGAACAUGUACUGUAUGUUGUACUAUUAUACUAAUUUAUUGAAACACAUGGCGAGUCAAACAUUUACCAAAGCAGCUGCCAAACACUCCUAAACAAGGUAGUAAGACGGUGGUUCUGCAGAACUGCGGCAGUAAAUCCUCAUCGGAGCUCCACUCUUUGAUAGGGAUUUCAUAUGAACCCAAACCGUUAAUAAUAAUUAUUUUCUCCAUAUACCGCUCCCUGGCUUCCUUGUUUAAGGUAUCCCGGUAAAUUCCAGUUCCUUUCCAGCAGUUUAACAUCUUUUUUUUUGCGUUCCGUCUGUUCACUUGGUGAAACAGAAAAGUAGCUUUGAAAGUCUGUCCCGUCUUCAUUCGCUAUCAACAUAACUGCAAGCGACGGGGACAGGAUCUUUCCGGCAGUACGCGCUGGUGCUCAUGGGAAACGUAGUGUUCUUUCUGGUAAAGCACUACCGCUUUUGUCCAAAGGAGCCGCCAAACUCAACAAAAGCUGAAGGUUACAUUGUGCUGCUUUAAAGGAACGCUAAGCAAUUGUAUCAAAUUAGUGAAUAUCUAACCCUUAAGAAACAUUACUCCAGCCAAUCACCAACAUGGGGAGGGUUCAUAAUGGAGGGCAUCAUUAGGGAGGGAGCAGGUCUGUGAUGUCAUCCAGAAAUGGCUUACCCUGACCUUAAGGUUAAAAUUAUCUUUAAUUGUACAUGAUUUGAAUUUAGAUGUUUAAUUCUGAUCAUUGUUACAAAUUGGGCCUCGUUAAAAGUGCACGUUUUUGGGUAUGAUGGUUUACAAUGUAUACUGGACCUUACGCAUUACAUCUUAUGUUUUUAUUUACUGUUCAAAUUUGAGUCACUUUUUUUACAUAAACAGUUUUGCUAAAAAAAAAAAUACUGCAUUUAUUCACUUGUCUAAUUACUACAUAAACGUAUUUUAGUUAUCAAGACGCUGCUCCAUCUCACUUUAAAUGUGAUGUGGACACAGAACACGAGCCCCUCUGAAUGCUGGGUAAAUCUUUCGCCUGUGUGUGUUUUUAUCAGUUUAUCCGAUUGUCUCUGAAAUGAUUAUUUUAUAUUAUUUCUAACAGGCUUACUUUGUUAUUGCCAUUAAUGUUUUGCGUCUGUUUUAACUGUGUAAAUCACUUUGAAUUGCCUUGUUUACAAAACGUGCCAUAAAAUAAAUCUGCCUGGA
Molecule: messenger RNA, 6118 nt
Organism: Cololabis saira (Pacific saury)
Lineage: Eukaryota; Metazoa; Chordata; Actinopteri; Beloniformes; Belonidae
Product: gastrula zinc finger protein XlCGF57.1-like
Exons: 3
Coding region: 232-2031 (599 amino acids)
Biological process (GO): regulation of transcription by RNA polymerase II; central nervous system development
Cellular component (GO): nucleus
Molecular function (GO): RNA polymerase II cis-regulatory region sequence-specific DNA binding; DNA-binding transcription factor activity, RNA polymerase II-specific
Source: RefSeq, a predicted model, not a curated record